Molecule: messenger RNA, 1683 nt
Organism: Oncorhynchus keta (chum salmon)
Lineage: Eukaryota; Metazoa; Chordata; Actinopteri; Salmoniformes; Salmonidae
Product: major surface-labeled trophozoite antigen 417-like
Exons: 3
Coding region: 1-1683 (560 amino acids)
Source: RefSeq, a predicted model, not a curated record
AUGGACAGCUCCCCGCCCAACAUCCUCCAAGUGUGUAAGGACGACCACAACAGUUCCACGGAGCUAACUGCGUGUGGAGAAUGCAGUAAGGACAACCACAACAGUUCCACGGAGCUAACUGCGUGUGGAGAAUGCAGUAAGGACAACCACAACAGUUCCACGGAGCUAACUGCGUGUGGAGAAUGCAGUAAGGACGACCACAACAGUUCCACAGAGCUAACUGCGUGUGGAGAAUGCAGUAAGGACAACCACAACAGUUCCACAGAGCUAACUGCGUGUGGAGAAUGUAGUAAGGACGACCACAACAGUUCCACAGAGCUAACUGCGUGUGGAGAAUGCAGUAAGGACGACCACAACAGUUCCACAGAGCUAACUGCGUGUGGAGAAUGCAGUAAGGACGACCACAACAGUUCCACAGAGCUAACUGCGUGUGGAGAAUGCAGUAAGGACAACCACAACAGUUCCACAGAGCUAACUGCGUGUGUAGAAUGCAGUAAGGACGACCACAACAGUUCCACAGAGCUAACUGCGUGUGGAGAAUGCAGUAAGGACAACCACAACAGUUCCACAGAGCUAACUGCGUGUGGAGAAUGCAGUAAGGACAACCGCAACAGUUCCACGGAGCUAACUGCGUGUGGAGAAUGCAGUAAGGACAACCGCAACAGUUCCACGGAGCUAACUGCGUGUGGAGAAUGCAGUAAGGACAACCACAACAGUUCCACAGAGCUAACUGUGUGUGGAGAAUGCAGUAAGGGCAACACACAACAGUUCCACGGAGCUAACUGCGUGUGGAGAAUGCAUAAGGACGACCACAACAGUUCCACGGAGCUAACUGCGUGUGGAGAAUGCAGUAAGGACGACCACAACAGUUCCACAGAGCUAACUGCGUGUGGAGAAUGCAGUAAGGACAACCACAACAGUUCCACGGAGCUAACUGCGUGUGGAGAAUGCAGUAAGGACAACCACAACAGUUCCACGGAGCUAACUGCGUGUGGAGAAUGCAGUAAGGACAACCACAACAGUUCCACGGAGCUAACUGCGUGUGGAGAAUGCAGUAAGGACAACCACAACAGUUCCACAGAGCUAACUGCGUGUGGAGAAUGCAGUAAGGACAACCACAACAGUUCCACAGAGCUAACUGCGUGUGGAGAAUGCAGUAAGGACAACCACAACAGUUCCACAGAGCUAACUGCGUGUGGAGAAUGCAGUAAGGACAACCACAACAGUUCCACGGAGCUAACUGCGUGUGGAGAAUGCAGUAAGGACAACCACAACAGUUCCACGGAGCUAACUGCGUGUGGAGAAUGCAGUAAGGACAACCACAACAGUUCCACGGAGCUAACUGCGUGUGGAGAAUGCAGUAAGGACGACCACAACAGUUCCACAGAGCUAACUGCGUGUGGAGAAUGCAGUAAGGACGACCACAACAGUUCCACAGAGCUAACUGCGUGUGGAGAAUGCAGUAAGGACAACCACAACAGUUCCACAGAGCUAACUGCGUGUGGAGAAUGCAGUAAGGACAACCACAACAGUUCCACAGAGCUAACUGCGUGUGGAGAAUGCAGUAAGGACAACCACAACAGUUCCACGGAGCUAACUGCGUGUGGAGAAUGCAGUAAGGACAACCACAACAGUUCCACGGAGCUAACUGCGUGUGGAGAAUGCAGUAAGGACAACACAUAA